Cavenderia fasciculata is the source of this 2253-nucleotide messenger RNA. RefSeq names its product TATA box-binding protein-associated factor (gene brf1). Gene Ontology annotation, cellular component: transcription factor TFIIIB complex; nucleus; transcription preinitiation complex. The transcript is spliced from 5 exons. Gene Ontology annotation, biological process: transcription preinitiation complex assembly; transcription by RNA polymerase III; DNA-templated transcription initiation. Gene Ontology annotation, molecular function: TBP-class protein binding; RNA polymerase III general transcription initiation factor activity; RNA polymerase III type 3 promoter sequence-specific DNA binding. Bases 1 to 2253 code for a protein of 750 amino acids. Lineage: Eukaryota; Evosea; Eumycetozoa; Acytosteliales; Cavenderiaceae. The record is from RefSeq and is a predicted model, not a curated record.
AUGGCGAAAGCAUGUCCUCACUGUGGAUGUACAGUAUUUGAUACAUCACAUGAUGGUACUUUCUGUACUGGUUGCAGUCGUGUAAUAGAUGGAUCAAAUAUUGUAUCGGAACUUCAAUUCUCAGAGACAUCAGGGUUGAUGGGUACUUUUGUCAAUGCACGUGGACAAGUUGGUAGAGGAUCAUACAGAUCGUUGGGUGGUGAAUCAAGAGCUCUCUCGACUGAAAAUGCGAGAAGAAGAAUGCACACUAUUGCAGGUCAAGUUGGAUUAAAGGAUGUUCAUAUCGAUAUGGGUGUCAGAUUGUACGAAACUGCAAUGGAUUUUAAAUUCACUAAAGGUCGUAGUACUCAAAUCGUCUCUGCUACAUGUCUCUAUACUGUUUGUAGAAGAGAAUUAACUCCUCAUUUAUUAAUUGAUUUUUCAGAAGCAAUACAAUUAAAUGUAUUUGUAUUGGCUAGUACAUUCUUAAAGUUUAUUCAAACACUUGGAUUUCAAUUACCAUUGGUAGACCCUGCUUUGUUUAUUCAAAGAUUUGCAGUUGGAUUAGAGUUUGAGCAAAAGACACAAGAGGUUGCCAACACUGCCCUAAAGUUGGUGGCAAGAAUGAAAAGAGAUUGGAUGAGUAUUGGUAGACGUCCCUCUGGUAUUUGUGGUGCCAGUUUAUUUAUUGCUGCAAAGAUUCAUGGUUUCAAGAGAACGGUCAAAGAGAUUGUUCAGGUUGUCAAGAUUGGUGAAGACACCAUUAUAAAGAGACUCAAAGAGUUUAAAGAUACUCCUUCUGCCGCACUCACCAUUGACGAAUUUGAUGCAAUCGAUGUCGAGACUGAACAUGAUCCACCAAGUUUUAUCAAAAAUAGAUUAAAGGAAAUAGAUGCAGAACAAAAAAUCAAAUUACAACAAGCAAAGGACGAAGAGAAAAGAAUGGAAUGGAGUACAAGAGACACACUAUUUGAUUUGGAUUUGGAAACCUAUGAUACAAAAGCAAAAGAAGAUUUGAAAAAAGGUUUAGAAUUAAUUAAAGGAAAGGAUACUGAAGAUGAAGAUGAUGAAGAGGAGGAAGAAGAAGAAGAAGAGGAAGAGGUAAAAGAGAAAACAAAAGGAAAAAGAAAAAAGAAAGUUCAAAAGGAGAAACCAAAAAAGAAAAAGAAAAAAACUAGAGCUGAAGAAGAAGAGGAAAAGGAAGAAUUGGAAAAACAAAAGGAAUUGGAAGAAAAGGAAAAGGAAGAUGGAGACAAAGAGGAAAAAGAAGAUGGUGACAAGGAGAAAGAGUCAAGUGAGAAAAAGGAUGGUGAUGAAGAAAUUAGUGGUACUAUUGAACCAAGUCAAGAUAAAGAUAAAGAAAAAGAUAAAGAGGAAAAGGUUGAAAAAGAAUUACCUACUAUUGAAGAAGAAGAUGAAGAAGAAGAGGAAAAAGAAAAAAGUAAACCAAAGAAAAAGGUAGCAAAAAAGGUAGCAAAAAUGAAAGCAACCAAAAAAGAUGUAAAUAACAACAAUAACACUAUCAUUAUCGAUCCAAUUGAAGAUGAUAUUAGUAACGUUUUAAAAGAAAAUAAUUUGGAAAAUGUUUCCAUUCAUAAUCUAUCUCAAAUUCCAACUACACUUUCACAAUCAUAUUUAAAGAUGUUACAAGAAAGAGCAAGAGAAGAUUAUGACAUGAAUGCACCAUUACCAGGUUUAGAUGAAGUAAUCGAUGACUAUCCAGUUCUUGAGGGUACCACUAGUACUCAACCAGAACAACCAAUCAACCCAGAAGUUUUUGAACCAACUGCCACUUUGGAUGAUUUAGAAGAUGAUGAACUUGAUCUCUAUAUUGAAAGAAAUCAAUCAGUUAGAAAUGCAAAGGAAUUAAUUUGGACAGAAUUAAACAAGGAAUGGAUUGAAAAGAAUGCAGCAAGAGAAAAGGAAGAAGAAGAAGCUAGAGCAAUGGGUAGACCCAUUAGAAAGAGAGCAAAGAAACAAACAGCUGCUUCUGCUGCCGAGGCAAUGGCAGAGGCACUUAGAAAGAGAGUUAAAGAUCAAAGAAUUCAGAAUUUGAUUAAUAAUUUGGUAGGCGUCCCUGAACCAAAACAAGAAGAGGCUAGACCUAGAAUGCAACAAAAGAAACCAACUCCUGCUGCAAACGAUCAAGACGAUGAAGAUGAAGAAGAAGAAGAUGACGAUGAUGAUGGUCCCGAGAAACAACCCGCUUCAAUGGCUUCUCUUCUCGGUCAACAACAAUACAAUGAAUAUGAUGACUAUGAAGAUUACUAUUAA